Linepithema humile (Argentine ant) is the source of this 5857-nucleotide messenger RNA. Lineage: Eukaryota; Metazoa; Arthropoda; Insecta; Hymenoptera; Formicidae. The record is from RefSeq and is a predicted model, not a curated record.
UAUAACAUUUAUAGUAUUUCUAUUUCCGAUGUAUUUUUUUUUAUUUUUUAAAUUUUUUUUGCAAAAUUAUUCCCUUUGGAAACUAUACUAGCAAUAAAGUAUUCUAUGUAGCGAGAAGAAAUGCAAUUAUCCAGUAAUAUACCGUGUGUAACCGGUGCAUCUAUUUUGUAAUGUUCAUGCGAUCGACGGUUUUACGAAGCGUCCGAUCGCUUUUGCUCUAUGCAAAUCGCGAGUGUGCGAGCGAGUGAGCGAACGAACGAGCGUCGCGGCGCCUUUGGUUUCUCCCGGCGCUCUCUCACCCUUUCACGGAUUACGGAGCUGUCGCAAAAAACGUCCGCCUCGCAGUAACGGUCUGCCGGCAAAACCUCCCUUUCCGCCUUGCUUUUUCUACGUGCGAAAAUAAAAGUCUCUCGCGCUUUUCCUACCGGUCCGGAGAAAGGGGCUGUGGGAGUGGGAGGGUGAGACGGGAGGGCAAAGGGGGAAAAAGCGCAGUCGGGCUGAGCGGGGUGAAGGAGGGAGAGGGCAAAAUAAGAGAGAUAGGAGCACGAGGUGGGCUCGGGGGUGGCGGCAAAAAGAAUCGUAGCGAUGUCGGCGAAGGAGGAAAAAGAGCAGUCCGCGGUAGUGAGAAGCGAUGAAGGGGGUGGCGAAAAGAAAGACUCGGAAAGAGAAAGAGGAAAACGUUUGAGAAGAAACUGUGAUUCUAAAACGUGAUUUCGUCAAACUUUCAUUAUCAUCGCUGAUGCGAUUAAGCGUCGCGUGGCUGAUAACAAGCAGUUUUUGCACGCAGAACGUUCGAGAAUUAUCGGCAAAAAAUUCACAAAAAUAUUUGCCGACCCGAUUGAAUUAGUGAUUCGAUUUUUUUUCCACAUAAAGUGUCAAGAUGCUGACGAUGUUUGAGCGGGAAGCGAUCGAGAAUAACAAGUUUUUCUGCGAGCUGCGCCGCGGAAUUGUUUAACUUUGCGCAGCCCCCUUCGCAGUGAGGAAAUUUUCAUUCGAGCCUCAAUCAUGUUACAGAAAAUUAGUUUUAAUUAUUAUACCAAUCCUCCGCCUUACAAACGCAACGCGUUUGCAGACAUAUCGAUGAGAUAUUUCCGCCUGUGCUCCACAAUCAUUUUCACGGUUCUCAACCCUUUUGUCAUCGCCCCAAAGAGGUUAGCUAGAUAAACAUUUUCCAUCGCGGUUUUCCUCGUCCCCCGUCCUUUAACGAAUCCAAAUGCCAGAAUGUGCGUGUAGAGGGGAUAGGGAGGUGGGGGGACGAAGAACUCCGAGUAGGAUGAGAAUUUUACAGGGUACCGCGAUACCGGGGGGUUCGGGUGCCACCCUGCAAAAAUGUCGAUUCCUCGGCGCUGAUAGAGGGGUUGAAAAGGCGCGCAUCCACACGCAGGGUUGCACGAUGCAGCGGCUAAGAGAGAUAGAGAGAGAGGGAAGACGCCAUCGGGAGGGAAAGGGGCACGAGGGAAGAUGGUUUUUUCGACGCGCCCUUCCCGUCGCCGCAGCUCCCUCUCGCUCCCCUCAGCCGUCCCGGCAAGGGCGGCGUGAGGCAGGGGCGCGUUUUUACGCGGCCACGGCGAGGGCCAGGGAGGAGCUUAUGUACACCGCAACGACAUCGGUAAGACGAGCGGAAGCGGCGAAGGAGGGGGAGGGGGGGGAAGGGGAGUAGCAAGGGGGACGACCAUGAUUUUCGCGUAUCGCUCCUCCGAAGCCCCCCCGAGUCUGCACGGAACGCGAUCAUACCGGCCGAUCCGCGAGGCCACGCCUCUCAUCGUUCUCCGAUGGCUCAUCGCGUACCCCAGCUGAAUUUUAACCCUUCGGCGGAGGACACAAGCUGUUUGGGUCCGCGAUACCAAUUAUUCAUCGCGGACAAAAGUAGAGAUUGCUUUCUGCGUUUUUGGGACACAUCGUGCGCGCGAGGCAUUAUUUCGAAGUGUACUUAUGCAAUGAUAAUAUGCAGACGCGUGUAGCAAAGUGGCAUCAUGUUUUUUAUUGAUGAAAAUUUUGUUUCUAUGUAAAAAUUGAGUGAAAAUUUGCUUAUCUAAAUUUUAAUCAAAACUUUCGAGAAUUCGCUAUGCUCUUCAGAGGAGUGAAAAAAUUAAACGAUGUAAUAAUUGAUAUAAAAUUUGUAAUUAAUUUACACGGUGUUGUGCUGAAAAAGAGCUAAACAUCAUGGUUGAGAGUUUUCUAUCGUUAUUCUAUUAGCGUUUUAAAAUUAUAAGUAAUAAUAGAUAAACAAAAGCAACACGUUCUGCUGCUUCGAGUAUUGACGCAAUUACUCUUGUUUACGAUGCUUCGUCUAUGAUGUACGCGGUGUUCUAGUUUCAGAAUUCUUUUUUGAAUGUAUAUUCUUUUCAGAUUUUUACAAAUUAUACGUAAAACACUAAAUUUCACUUUCAAUUUUUCGUAUAAACUAUUACAUCUUUAUUCAUAUCUCGAUAAAGAGAGAGAAAUUGUUAAAAUACAUUCAUUAAUUAAUUAUUUAUAUAGAAAGUUUAAAGCAGUAUUAUUGCAAGCUUAAAUAUAAAAAAGUUGUUACCAAUUUUUCAAAUUUUCUUCACGCGCAACAAAACAAAGAUCACAAAACGCCUUUUCUUUACACACUUUUUUAUAACUUGGUGUUUUUAUUUAAGAUUGACUGCUUUUCGAUUGACAACGGAUCAUUGUAUUUUUCAGAGCAUAUCGCAAUUAAGAAUUAACGAGGAUUAAGCACUUCCGAUCGUUCCUCGAUCGUUUGAAAGGAAAAAUCGUGAAACCGCCGCGCAUCGCCGAUACUUUCGGAGGAAGAACUCGGUGCCGCGCAGCGGCGCUGCUGUUGGUGGGGCGAUGCGAAAGAUACGGCGUGUGCUCGCCGCGAAGCGCGCAAUGUGCACCGCGCUAGCGUUCGAAACGCGUCGGUGUCGCUCGCUCUCUUCCUUCUUUCUCAUUUGUACGGUGAUAAUCCCCCUUUUUUUUCCACACGCCCUCUCAAAUCGCGCUCUCGUUUCGCGAGUGCGCUCGCGAAACAACGCCGAACGUCUCUAGCCGCGCGAAAAAAAUCGCGCGACUCGCAUUCAAAAUUUCGUUCCCCUUUGUUUUUUCGAAUCGCUUUCGAAUUGUCGCACUCUCUCACAGAGGGUGUCACGUCUGUCGCGGGAUCACGAUUCUCGCGAUCGACGCGGCGCGACAAACAUCCGCUCGUUCGUUCGUCGAUUCAAUUUGUGUUUCCGCUUUCCCUCGCGCGUACGCGUUUGACAGCACGGCAAUCGCGCGAAUGCGUCUCGUUGGAUGCUGCCGGCACCGCGCGUGGUCGACCUGGAAGCCCGUGCUCGCCACAGUACUGUGAGCGAGCACCGUCGCCGCUCCAGGUAGCAUCGGUGGCCGCGAUGGACGCGCGCGUGGUCGUCGGUACGUCGACUGCGGAAGAGACGUCGGUGGCGACGGCGACGCGAAGCGUCGCGACACCCUCGCCAGUGUCCUCGGCGCCGAAUACCGCUGUGACCGCCACCGGCAACGGAAGUGGCGGCAGCGGCGGCGGCGGCGGCGGCGGAGUCGUCAUCACGACACUCGCGUCCGCAUCUUGCACCUCGCAGAAUCCUGUUGUUGUCGUAGCGAGCCCCUCCAGCAAUCAUCAGCAACCAGCCGGUGUGCCGGUCGCCGCCGUGCCUAGAAUAUUCAGUAGGAACGUUAACGGAACCUUGGUGCAGACGUCCGUGCCGCAAAACGAGGCCGAGCUGCAGCUGUACAGAGUGAUGCAGCGCGCCUCGCUGCUGGGAUACUACGACACGCUCCUCGAGAUGGGAGGCGAUGACGUGCAACAGUUGUGCGACGCGGGUGAAGAGGAGUUUCUAGAAAUCAUGGCCCUGGUCGGCAUGGCAAGUAAGCCGCUUCACGUCAGGAGGCUUCAGAAAGCUCUGCAAGAGUGGCUCACUAAUCCUUCUCUGUUCCAAACGCCGGUCGUGCCGACGAACGCCGCCACUGCUGCCAAAAGUCCCGCGGCCGCCUUCACGUGUGCGAGCCCGCGGCCGCAGAUGCAGAGCCUGCCGACCGGCUUCGCCGCGACUGCUCAGACCUCCCUGACGACGGCGCCCUACGUGUCGACGACGCCUCACGUGCCGUUGACGCCGCUGCCCUGCCGCAGCGCCAGCCCGGUCGUGCCGGUCACCAGCGUCUCGGCGCCAGUGCCGUCCACGACCUUUCGCCAGAGUCCGAGCCCGAACACGUCUCUGCCUUACGCGAGCACUCACAGUCCCAAUGUGUUGCAGGUGGGAACGUGCGAGUCUUCAUGCGGCAGUGGCACAACACCAAGUCCAAGUGGCGGCGGUGGCGGCGGCGGCGGCGGCGGCGGCGGCGGUGCACCUGCGAGCCCGCCGCAGCCGACGCCGACCCUCUUGCAAUCGCAGGUGCAGCGGCUCGCCGAGACUGCGGAGAGGCUUGUCGCUACCAUAAGGCCCCUCGAUCCCAAGCCCCACAACGUGAAGAAAAAACUCUGCAAGAACUUGGAGAUAGUAAUGACCAUGUCCGACAGUGAUCCGCGCAAAAUGGACGAGAUCCGGAAGUACGCGGCGAUUUACGGCAGGUUCGAUUGCAAAAGAAAGCCGGAGAAGCCACUUACGUUGCACGAGGUGUCCGUGAACGAAGCCGCGGCGCAAAUUUGCAGAUUCGUCCCUGCUCUUCUCACCAGGAGAGACGAGCUGUUCCCUUUAGCCCGUCGUGUUGUUCGAGAUUCUGGCUAUCAUUAUUCCAAGAGCCAAUAUUUGUCGAUGUCGAGGCCGCGUGAGAACGGGGAGGAGGCCGACGGGGAACGCGCGAAACGCUGGAAACUCGAGCUGGAGGGUGAGGGUGAGGACGUGACGCAGGUUAGAUCACCCCGGCCACAGAAGAGGAGUUGGAUCUCCGUUGUUCCGGGACGGAUAUUAAUAAUUCUAUCACGAGAGGACACAGAUCGUCGAGUUUGGAGGAAGAAGAGUAAUAAUGGGAUAUUCAGCGCCAGCGUAGAGGAAAUCAGCGACUCGGAUAGCCAGUUCUCGUUCUCCAACGAAGAAUCUUCGUCCAUGCACGAUACGAACGAGGCGGAGGCUGAGAACACCGAUAAGGAAGGUGAUUUUAAUCUAAAGGUGAUAGCAUCGCGCGGAGACAACAUAAUCGCCGUGGCGAAUCCUGCGCUAAUGGAAUGCAGUCAUCCCGUGAAAGAGGAGCCCGCGGACGAGAAACCCACACUGUGAUAUUAUUAGUUAGCGUUUACUGCGUUUACUAUUGAUGUCACGACGACGUGAACGCCAUUCUGCCGUUAUCAUCAUCUGCGUGAAUAUUGUUACAUGUUAUUGAGCACGAUAGUAUUCGUGGCAGCGAAUUCGCCGGAAUAAAUAAGACUUAUUCGCAGGACUUUUCAUCGGUUGGAAUACCUUUUUUCCUCGUUGUUCAUUUGGACGAGAGAAAUGUGUGUUUUUGGAGGCUGCCUGUUAUCUAGUUUUAGCGCAAUGCAGAUACACAUGAUAUUGUAUAGCGAUCGCAAGUGUUUCUAGAAGACGAUAAAAACGAUAGAAAGGUGAUAAAAGUAAGCUGUUUAAAUCAAAAGACCGUUGACUGAAAUAUUGUAGUAUUAUAAAAUGUAUGUAUGGUAAGCAAAUGUAAAUAUAAAGGUCUUUUUACGCGCUAUUGUGUACAGUUUUAUUUGGAAGAUUAAAUCGUCUCACAAAGUGAUUAUUCAAUUUAUCUUGUAUAUUCAUCUGUACAUUUAUGUAUACAUCUAGAGAUUAUUCGUCUUGCGUCUUGCCGGUCAACUUACCGUUAUAUACGUUUGUCGCUUACGGAGGAGCGCAGUAUGUAAUCAGCAUUUUAAAAUUCACAUUAAUUCUUUUGUUAAAUAAUAAAUACGAGUUCAUGA